This is a messenger RNA of Nothobranchius furzeri (turquoise killifish), 4330 nucleotides long. RefSeq names its product inhibin subunit beta B (gene inhbb). Gene Ontology annotation, molecular function: cytokine activity; growth factor activity. The record is from RefSeq and is a predicted model, not a curated record. NCBI's taxonomy places the organism in Eukaryota, Metazoa, Chordata, Actinopteri, Cyprinodontiformes, Nothobranchiidae. Gene Ontology annotation, cellular component: extracellular region.
UGUUUCAUUUAGUCACACCACAGCUCCAGCAGGAGGCGCCAGAGACCAGAGCUAAACAUCUAUCCAAUAGAUCUACUGCAGAACCGCUCUGCAGUGCAGAACCUUCUUUAACCUGGAGAAGAUGUAUAAACAGAACCGAUCUGGUUAGGUCUGAAUGGCAGCGCCGGUACUCAGGGUUCUGUCGGGUUUUUACUCCACAGCCGAAGUGGCAGAAGGAUUGUCACCCAGUCUCAGGAUGAAGCUGUGUGUGUGUGUGUGUGUGUGUGUGUGUGUGUGUGUGUGUGUGUGUGUGUGUGUGUGUGUGUGUGUGUGUGUGUGUGUGUGUGUGUGUGUCUUUAUAUGUUUAAGUGGACAAGUCUGAACUCUACCACGUGGACAUUUCCACAUUGUGGGAACAUUUUGCUGGUCCACAACAUGCUCAGCACCCUAAAACUUGGUUUUAUAGAUAUGGUGUGGAUUAACUGUUAGUGUAGGUUAGUUUAGGUUUGUGUGAUGAUUACUCAACAGGAUCCCCCUGCCGCCCGAUAGCUCCACAGAGUUUGGUUUGGAACCUGAAGGAUUGCACGUGCACUCGUGGUCAGGUCCAACGUCAUUGCUUCAUGGUGUUGAUGUGCAUGGUCCAGCCGACAUGCUGGCAGGUUGUCCUGGUGGGUGCAGUCGCUCCUUAUGUCAGGAGCCAAAACGGUGCUCGGGUGAAAUAGGGCCAGUGUUCCUGGUUAGGUUUAGACUGGGACUUGGAGGAGGAGGGAUGUCUUUUAGGUUUGGGUCAGGUUGGGUUCUGGUCAGGUUCAUGGGCCUUAGGGAAGGGGUCAGAUGUAUGGGUUAGGGACAAUCCUGUCACUGAAAUUAAUGAAAGUCAAUGACUGUCCUCACAAUGAAUAACAACGAGAAUGUGUGGAUGUGUGCGCGUGCGUGUGUGCGCGUGCGUAUGUUUCUCCUGUAAACAAAGUUGAAGUUCAAUAUUCAAAACCAUGAAGACGAAGUAGAUAUUUUUAUUCCUUUUAUUUUUUCCCGCGAACAAAAUAAGUUCUUGUUAAACCGAUUUACGAGGACGUAACGAGCAUACGUCACAUCCUGUCCGCUAGGUGGCGCUGUGUGACUGGUUUGUUAUAACGUUUAAAGUUUUACUGAAUUAGCUUUAUGAUAUAUUUAUAACCACAUCUGUGUCUGACGGGCACUUCUGCUCCUUUUGGAAACACUUAAUCUUUCACUGAAUGUUCCGACCGAACCGGACCGGUUCUGUGUUCCGAGCUGUAACGUGUUGGAUCUGACAGGAAGCGGUGACUCAUCCGAACCUUCUUGUUGGACUUUAUAAAAAAGUCAAAGCAGGAUGGAAACGCGAUGCUGCUCACGGACAGAACCUCCCCGAACCCAAGUGGGUCCAUCUGAGGGGAGCUGGCUCUGAAGAAGCACCUAAUAAUCCGCCUGCAGUGGGUGGAGAUCCCACGUGGUAUAAAACAACUUUUGGCGUGCAGGGCCACUGCUUGUGGUGACUCAGGAACAGGGUCUGCAGCAUCUUACGGAGCGCACGAGAACCGAGCAUCCAGAGCCGCGCGCACCGGGAACGGGACGAACUGGACAGAAGCUGCACGACCGGGUUCGGAUAUUUGCGGGAUUUCUCGGACAGCCAGCGGCGCGUCACCGGUACGGACUCCCCAGCGCGUCUCGCACUUAGAGAUGAACUUUGUUGGCGUGGAGGGAAGACGCGUACUGAAGCAGAGGGGUCCGUUCGGUUCCGGCAGCUCCUGAACGUGUGGAUACAACGGUCUGAGCGGAUUUCUUCUCUGGUGCUGGAUGUCCCUCUUCCGGGAGACCUGCGGGGUUCUGGUCCAAGAGCGGCUGUAAGCGGACUGUGCGUCAUUCUUCACACCCUCCUCCUGUCUGGUGCGAAGCUCUGAGAUCAUGAGCUCCUCCAGCCUGCUUCUAUCGUGCCUGCUCGCGUGCGCUCUGUCCGCGCGCUGCGUCUCAGUGAGCGCCGCGGAGGCUGCCAGCUCGCCCCGGGAGUCGUGCGCGUCCUGCGGCCUCAGGUCGUCGGACCAGUCGGAGCGGGUGAACAUUGACUUCGUGGAGGCGGUGAAGAGGCACAUCCUGAACCGGCUGCAGAUGAAGGACAGGCCGAACAUCACGCACCCCAUCCCGAAGGCUGCGAUGGUGACGGCGCUGCGGAGGCUGCACGCGGGCAAAGUGCGCGAGGACGGCCGGGUGGAGAUCCCCAGCUUCGACGGACAGGCCGCCUUCAACAACGAGGUCCAGGCGGAGACCUCAGAGAUCAUCAGCUUUGCAGAAACAGAUGAGCUCACGGACCCCAAAUCGGGUUUGUACUUCCUGAUCUCCAACGAGGGCCACCAGAACCUGUUUGUGUCCCAGGCCAGCCUCUGGCUCUACUUCCGCCUGCUGCCAGCUGGUCCUGAGAAGGGUCUCCGCAGGAAGAUCACAGUCAAGAUCCACUACCAGGAAGCCACCACUCUGAGCGGUGCUGAGGGGAGUCCGGGAGGUGGCAGCGUGGGAACAGGUCGCUGGGUUCUGGUGGAGAAGCGGGUCGAUCUGAAGCGCAGCGGCUGGCACACUUUCCCACUCUCUGAAGCGGUGCGAGCAGUGUUUGGGAAGGGCAGCAGGAGGCAGGACCUGGAGGUGCACUGUGAUGGCUGUGAGGCAGCUGGCGUGGCUCCGGUUCUGGUGGACCCAGGCGACCCAUCCCACAGACCCUUCCUGGUGGUGCGGGUGCGGCAGGUGGAAGGGAAGCACCGCAUCCGUAAGCGGGGGCUUGAGUGUGACGGCACCAGCGGGGGUUUGUGCUGCCGGCAGCAGUUCUACAUAGACUUCCGUCUGAUUGGCUGGAAUGACUGGAUCAUCGCACCGGCAGGUUACUACGGCAACUACUGCGAAGGCAGCUGUCCGGCCUACAUGGCAGGCGUUCCAGGCUCAGCGUCGUCCUUCCACACCGCGGUGGUAAACCAGUACCGCAUGAGGGGGAUGAACCCGGGCUCGGUGAACUCCUGCUGCAUCCCGACCAAGCUCAGCACCAUGUCCAUGCUCUACUUCGACGACGAGUACAACAUCGUCAAGAGAGACGUGCCCAACAUGAUUGUGGAGGAGUGUGGCUGCGCCUGAGUCCAGCUGUCUUCUCCAGACCUUUCUGUUCGGUACACAUAUUCAAUAUAUCUAAUCAACUAUGUGCACCUGACACCGGUCCGGUCCGGUCCAGAAACACACAGUGUGUGUUUUUAUCCACGUCCAGCUGCUUGGCGACGGGAUGAGAAGGGAAUGAUUAUCACCAAAUGAUGCUUUCCUCUAGUUUGCCAUUUCUAGUCAAAAAUAAUGGCUCACCAGCUCCUCGAGAAUGAAGAUUUGUUUUAAAGCGCUUACGGACAGAGACAGCACCAGCACCAGCCAAUAACAUGAUUGGCACCAGACCCACCCGCCCCACCUUCUGAAGUACUUAAAGCACAAACUAGACUUUUGUUUUUAUAAAGCACUGACGAGAGACCAGCUUUUCCGAUUCAGAACACCAGCACUUCCCUGCUAAGCAGACGCAGUCUGACUGUCCUUCCUGGCGGGACUGGAGCGGCAGGAUCAAAGCCUCCACAGCGGUCCAAGCUGCUGCUGCUGCAGUGUCAAGCCCAUCUGGACGUCUGCAGGAGAGACUGGUUUGGGCCCAGCGGGUCAACACGGUGCAGUGCAGCACUUGCAGAAACUGAAAUGCACACCCUGAAUAGCACUUGUAUAAAGAAAUGCCUUCCAAGGGCGUCUGAGUGUCCUGUCAGAUGAAUAAGUGCCACAUGAGCUAUGCAAUGUAUAGAGACUGUCUCCACUCCACGUUAGACUGAAUCCUUCUACUGUCCUUCAUCGUGUCUUCUGUCUUCAGCUGUUUGAAAAAUACUUGAAAUGAGAUCUUUCGCUUCCUUUUCCAAAGCGAAUGAUUGUUGUGAUGUUUGCACUGAAGAGUCGUGGGAUGAGCAAAACAAAAACUGCCAUUGAAAAGUUAUUUUUAUAGAGGUAAAACUGAGUUUGUUUCACAUGUAUUUUACAUAACGGAACCAAAGAGGCCAGGAUGUGGGACUGAGAUGGCGAGGCCAUUAAAGUUUCUGUUUCUGAUGGCUAUGAGAGGCCUACCACCGUAUCAGGGUACGAAAAACCGUCUGACUGUCAUUCCUCACCUCUCUUUUCAUUCUCUGUUUGAACAGUAAGCAACUCUUCAUUUUUCCCAUUAAUUCUAUUUUUGUUUCGGUUUUCUAUUUAAGGAAAAAUAUUUUUAGUUCAAUAUGAAUCAUUUAGUCAAAUAAAUGUCACCUGUACAGUUUAUGUAAAAUAAAUGUUUUCUUAAAUAUUU